Messenger RNA from Micromonas pusilla CCMP1545, 1029 nucleotides. RefSeq lists its product as uncharacterized. Bases 1 to 1029 code for a protein of 342 amino acids. NCBI's taxonomy places the organism in Eukaryota, Viridiplantae, Chlorophyta, Mamiellophyceae, Mamiellales, Mamiellaceae. The record is from RefSeq and is a predicted model, not a curated record. Gene Ontology annotation, molecular function: oxidoreductase activity. The transcript has a single exon.
AUGCGAGCUGCCGUGCUCUCUCAGUUCGGCGGGCCUCAAGUCCUACAGGUGUUGGACAAUGUCGGUGUCCCUCAAUGUCGUCCACACGAAGUGUUAGUAAGGGUAGCGGCCGCGGCAGUAAAUCCAUUGGAUUGCCGAUUGAGGGCGGGUUACGGCGGCGAACUUUACCGGCCACAAUUUCCGCUGGUGCUCGGGCGAGAUCUGAGUGGCGAAGUGGUUGCUAUGGGUUCCUCAGCUCAAAACUUUGUCAUCGGCACUCAAGUGUUCGGUUCGAUUCCUCCUGCGAGUUCUCAAGGAACUCACGCAGAAUACGUGGCUGUACCAGAGGCUCACCUUGCAGAGAAACCUUCAAAUCUAUCGCAUGAAGAAGCAUCAGCGAUAUCCUUUGGAGCCCUCGCUGCCUGGCGUGCCUUAUUCUUGACAGGAAGACUCGCUAAAGGUGAUCGUGUCCUUGUCGUUGGAUCAUCAAGCUCAGUUGGGAGGGCUGCAGCUCAGCUUGCAGUGGCGAAAGGUUGCGAGGUGGUUCUGACACGUUAUCCUUGCAAGUGCUUUGCCGUAACGAAAGGAAAAAUGGCGAGGUGCGUAGUAUGCGGCGAACAUGAUUCAAAAUGUAACGAUAAUGAAGAAUUCGGUUCAUUCGACGUUGCAUUGGACACAGUCGGAUCUAAACAUAGUCUGCGGCACGCCAUUACAUUGCUUCGGAGGGGUUCUGGGAGGUAUAUCACUCUACAUGGAAGGCUUCCGAUACACGUGGGGAAGAACGGACUCUUGUGGGGAGGGUUGGGGGCAGCCUUCGACAGCACGCGAAUGAAAGCCUUGCACUGCGCUUGUGACGAAAUAGGAUAUCGUUGGGCGAUGAUGCGCCACGAUGCACAUGCAUUUGCAGAGAUCGUAAAGCUCGUGCAAGAUGGUUUACUUGAUGCUAAAACUGGUUGGACUCUGCCUCUCGAAGAUGUGUCAAGGGCUCAUGUUUUGGUGGAGGGGGAAAAAACGGGAACCGGCAAAGUAGUACUCAAGCUGAAAGCUUGA